Molecule: messenger RNA, 1683 nt
Organism: Humulus lupulus (European hop)
Lineage: Eukaryota; Viridiplantae; Streptophyta; Magnoliopsida; Rosales; Cannabaceae
Exons: 2
Coding region: 1-1683 (560 amino acids)
Molecular function (GO): protein dimerization activity
Source: RefSeq, a predicted model, not a curated record
AUGACUCCAACGAGUGCUAAAGAGCAUCGAAAUCAAGUAUGUUUAGAUAUUGGGAGAUUCUUUUUUGAGAAUGGGAUCCCAUUUAAUUGUGCAAGAAGCCCAUCAUAUUUCAAUAUGUUGCGUUCGGUUGGGAAUUAUGGUCGAGGAUUGAAAGCUCCAACAAUGCAUGAAAUGAGGACUUGGAUACUAAAAGAAGAAGAGAAGACAACAUCCGAAAUUGUGAAUGAGAUCAAAGCAACAUGGAAACGAACAGGGGUUUCAUUAUUAUUAGAUGGUUGGUCAGAUAUGAGAAAUAGGAGUCUGAUCAAUUUUCUAGUUAACAAUCCCUAUGGGACUGUUUUUUUGAAAACUAUUGAUGCAUCAGAUUGUGUAAAAGAUGCACAAAAAUUGUUUGAAUUGCUUGAUGAUGUUGUUAAAGAAAUUGGUGAAGAUAUUGUCAUUCAGGUGAUCACAGAUAAUGCAAGUGCAUACAAGGCAGCUGGAAGAUUAUUAAUGGAGAAGAGAAAAAGUUUGUAUUGGACUCCGUGUGCUGCUCAUUGUAUUGAUUUGAUGCUUGAGAAAAUUGGAGAAUUGCCACAACAUAAAAAUGUUUUGCUUAAAGCAAAUAGAGUUAGCGAUUUCAUCCAUAACCAUCAAUGGGUGUUGAGUUUAACAAGAAAAUUUGCAAAGAAAGAUCUUCUUCGACCAGCUGUCACACGAUUCGCCACUACCUUUCUAACUUUAGAAAGUAUGCAUCAAUUGAAGCAACCACUACAAAUGAUGUUUGUUUCAAAAGAAUGGUCAAGUUGUGCAUGGGAAAAGAAACCUGAAGGGAAAGUUGUGAAGAAAAUCAUAAUGAAUGAUAAUACAUUUUGGCCUAGUGUGGUUUAUUCCAUGAAAACCACAAAGCCCCUUGUGAAUGUUUUAAGAAUAGUUGAUGGUGAGAGGACACCAGCAAUGGGAUUUAUUUAUGGUGCUAUGGAUGAGGCAAAAGAAAAGAUAGCAAAGAACUUAGAUGGAGACGUGUCUUCAUAUAAGGAGAUUUGGGAUAUCAUUGAUCAAAAGUGGGAGUUUCAAUUGCAUCGCGACUUGCAUGCAACUGCAUAUUACUUGAAUCCUCGAUUCAGAUGGAGUCCCAAUGUUUCCGAGCAUCCAGAGAUUAAAACUGUUGAAUGGUGGGACAACUUUGGAGAUGAAGUUCCAGAACUCAAAUCAUUUGCAACAAGAGUUCUAGGUCUUACUUGUUCAGCAUCGGCAUGUGAACGUAAUUGGAGUACGAUCAAUCAAGUGCACACAAAGAGAAGAAAUCGUCUGAGCACAAAAAAGAUGAAUAGUUUGGUGUACAUUAUGUACAACAAAAAGUUGAAGCACAAAUUUUUUAAGAAACAAUCAAGAAGAGAGGAAGAUGAUCCUUUGAUUGUUGAAAAUGUGUCUUCUAAUGAUGAAUGGGUAGCCAAUCCAAAUGAUGAAGAGGAUGGUGAUAGUAGAGAAAUUGAAGUUGGUGGGGAAAUUGAGAUUGAGGAUGAGGGUGGAAGUUUAGCACCGAGGAAGAGGAAAAGAAAUCAAGCACCAAUUGAAGUGAAUUUGGAUGAGGAAGAUGAAUUUGAAGGAGGAGAAAAUGACAGUGAAGAUGGAGAUGAUGGUCGAGCUAUACAAUUUCAUGAGAGUGAUGAUGAAGAAAGUGAAGAGUUCUUGGAGAUUUAA